This is a messenger RNA of Oenanthe melanoleuca, 1794 nucleotides long. It is a transcript of the gene LTO1, whose product is annotated as LTO1 maturation factor of ABCE1. Bases 28 to 381 code for a protein of 117 amino acids. The transcript is spliced from 5 exons. NCBI's taxonomy places the organism in Eukaryota, Metazoa, Chordata, Aves, Passeriformes, Muscicapidae. The record is from RefSeq and is a predicted model, not a curated record.
UCCGCUCCCGGCGUGCCCCGCGCCGCCAUGGCCGACCUGUUCGAUGGGAUCGUGAUGGCCGAGCAGAGGUUCCAUGGGGAGGGGUACCAGGAGGGGCUUGCAGAGGGCAGCCAUGCCGGGAUGGCUGAGGGCAGGAUGUACGGAGCAUUCCACGGAGCCAGGAUCGGCUCAGAGAUUGGUUGCUAUCUUGGAUUUGCACUGACAUGGCACUGUCUGCUCCAGAAAUGCACAGAUGAAAAAAACAGCAAAAAGAUAAAGGCUCUGGAUUCAUUAAUAGGGAUGAUUCAGAAAUUCCCAUAUGAAGACCCCACUUACGAUAAGCUGCAAGAAGAUCUGGAAAGAAUUAGAGGAAAAUUUAAACAGAGCUCUGUCAUCAACUAAGUCAAGUCAAAUAAGAAUUUGUUGUUCUGCAUGAUGUAAGAGAAUCCACUUCAGUGCCCAGUACGAGGAAUGGUUAAAUCAUCUUUUUUGAAUCAAGAUGCUGCCUGAACACAUAGCAAGUAUUUUCCUUGGUACCUGUUUCAAACAUCUCACCCUGGACGGUGGCCAGCCACACACUGGAAUUAUCUGCAUUGUUCACAAACUGACUAAAAGCAUCACACAUGCAUACCAAACUGAGCAGCCCAUUAUUUCAGUGUUUCUUAAGAGUAUUCAGCAUUUCAGGUUCUUAAAGUAUUUAACACUUCCACACUGUGUUACCUCAGCUGCAGUGAUAUAAGUGGCAAAAAUAACAUGCUCAAUACUGAGGCACUGUUCAGGUGAUCAAAAUAAUAAGCUGAGAUACUGCAUUUUUCAGCAAUUGUUUCACACAGUCUAUCAAAAGUAAAAUAUUAUUUUGCAAAUAAUUAAUUGCAAAGAAAUUGCUCAAUCCUGUCAACAAAGCCCAAUCACACAAACUCAGUUUUGCAGCAGCUGGACUGGUGUAAUUUUCUAUGAAUUUAACUUAUUAACAUGUAAAAUAAUUUAACAGCAUCUCCAAAAUUCUGCCCCUAACCACAGACUUGUCUUUAUUUGACUCAUUGUACAACUCUUGGAGACCUCACAAUAUGCUUUUUAAAGCAUCUAUUUAUUGGUCUUCCACAUUGUUACAAAACAAAGCUCAACUCUGCCCCAACUUCACACACCAUUAUGACAUGGAUCAUUGACUUUAGGUCUUCCUUGUAGGCUCCCUUCCUGGCCCAUUCAUUCAUGAAAGGUUUAUUGCUUACUAGUUACUGAUGUGCAUCUCCUGGAAGCUGCAGGGCAAAAUGAGGGGUCCUUCGAGGACCAUCUACCUUGUCAGAAAGUCGUGGGACAAGCAUUUGUUCCAAAACGGAAUUCAAUACCAGCUACUGUGCAGGUCUAGCACAUAAUAAACCAAAUUAGAUCAUUAGAACUCUUUUAAGAAGAGUUUUUUCACACCACUUGGCACAACAAAAGGCCUCAAGAAUGGUCAAAGAUAAGGUCAGAGAUACCACGAGGUCUCAGUAACUGUUUCCUGGUCUUAUUCCCCAAGUUUUGUUUUACAGGGAUUCCUGGUUUAAUUACCCCCAGCCAAAGACAGUUUCUGCCACGUCCUAAGUUGGUGCAGGGCUUCCUCCUCUCCCAAACACCAGACCUGGAUGUAUCAUUCCCAUCCAGGAACUGCAGCAGCAUCAUCAUAGAUUAUCAGUGGGCAUCAUGACAUCAUAUUGAGAACCCCCCCUCUGAUGCUUGACCUUUCCCAAGAUUUUUUGUCAGAUUAGCUCCUGUGCAGUAAGCAGGCAUUCAUUCUUAAAAACCCUUAAUGCAGAAGAUCAACCGAGAGAAAGAGUC